CAGGGUUGCAGUGAAAGUGUUUUGAAUUUUUUUUUUUUUUUUAGUUAAGUCUUUAAAAAAUACAACAUAAAAAUGGCUUCAAAAAGAGCUCUGGUCAUCCUGGCUAAAGGAGCAGAAGAGAUGGAGACGGUCAUCCCUGUAGAUGUCAUGAGACGAGCUGGAAUUAAGGUCACCGUCGCAGGUCUGGCUGGAAAGGACCCGGUACAGUGUAGCCGAGACGUUGUCAUUUGUCCUGAUGCCAGUCUGGAAGAUGCAAAAAAAGAGGGACCUUAUGACGUAGUGGUUCUACCAGGAGGUAACCUGGGCGCACAGAAUUUAUCUGAGUCCGCUGCUGUGAAAGAGGUUCUGAAAGAACAAGAGAAGAGCAAGGGCCUCAUUGCUGCCAUCUGUGCAGGCCCUACGGCUCUGUUGGCUCACGAAAUAGGUUUUGGAAGCAAAGUUACAACGCACCCACUUGCUAAAGACAAAAUGAUGAAUGGAAAUCAUUACAGCUACUCGGAGAGUCGAGUGGAAAGGGACGGGCUGAUCCUCACCAGCCGGGGGCCUGGAACCAGCUUCGAGUUUGCCCUCGCCAUCGUGGAGGCCCUGGCCGGCAAGGAGGUGGCAGCGCAGGUGAAGGCACCUCUCGUUCUGAGAGAUUAGCAGGGCUGGAGGGGUAGGCCGUCCGUAAUCAUUCUCACUGUGUUCGCUCCAAACACAAAGCAGGGUCAGUGUGCCCCAUCCCCACCCCCCGUGCAGGGGUCACCCGCCAGCAGCCCAGCGGUGUGUCCCCAGUUGUGUCCCCACAUUUCUAAACCUUGACUGCAGAAUAAAUAGUGCAUUUAGCAAACUGUUGAUUGUUCCUUCUUUUCCCUCUGGUCUCCAUUGUUUGGUGUGAAGCCAAAUUAUCAGCUUCAUUAAACUGUUGAUACUGCUACUGAAAUAAACGAGCAGCAAACACAUCUUACACGGCGAGGAGGAAAAGCGUAAAACAAAGAUUUAAAAGUGCAAUUUCUCUCCCACUCAUUACCUGUAUCUCUAAUGUGCUAUUAAAAAAAUCCAGUGAA
Molecule: messenger RNA, 1046 nt
Organism: Vicugna pacos (alpaca)
Lineage: Eukaryota; Metazoa; Chordata; Mammalia; Artiodactyla; Camelidae
Source: RefSeq, a predicted model, not a curated record